Messenger RNA from Daldinia childiae, 2217 nucleotides. Its product is annotated as Neutral ceramidase B. Lineage: Eukaryota; Fungi; Ascomycota; Sordariomycetes; Xylariales; Hypoxylaceae. The record is from RefSeq and is a predicted model, not a curated record. Gene Ontology annotation, cellular component: extracellular region. The transcript has 4 exons. Gene Ontology annotation, biological process: ceramide catabolic process; long-chain fatty acid biosynthetic process; sphingosine biosynthetic process. Gene Ontology annotation, molecular function: N-acylsphingosine amidohydrolase activity. Bases 1 to 2217 code for a protein of 738 amino acids.
AUGGGGUCCCCGAAUUAUCUAGAGUGGGGCUUCGCGGCAGGGGUUGAGCUGCUAAUGACGUAUACUUGUCGGGAGAGCUUGAAGGGAGAGUCAUAUGGUAGAGACGAUGAAUAUAUUAUUGGAGUUGGAAAGGCUGAUAUUACUGGUCCUUGCGUCGAGAUCAACUUAAUGGGAUAUGCCGAUCCGCAUCAAAUUGGAACCGGUUUGCGACAACGACUCCAUUCGCGAGCAUUUAUCGUAGCCGACCCUGCCAACCCGUCCGAUAGAUUCGUAUACCUUGUCCUCGACACCCAGUCAGGUGAUACGGCCGUUCGAUAUGGUAUCUUGUCGGGAUUACAGGAGCUUGGAUCCGAAUAUGAAAACUACGGGCAUCACAAUUUGGCUGUGACGGGCACUCAUUCGCAUUCAGGUCCUGGUGCUUGGCUCAAUUACCUGUUACCUCAGAUCACGAGCAAGGGCUUUGACCAGCAGAGCUAUCGGGCUAUAGUCGAUGGCGCCCUCCUAUCCAUUCGUCGUGCGCACGAAAGCCUUGUGCCGGGACAUCUUAGUGUUGGAUCUACUAAGGUAUUCGGGGCCAAUAUCAAUAGGAGCCUUUUCGCGUAUCUCUCAAACCCGGAAGAAGAACGUGCAAAAUACAACAUCAGUUCCGAAGACGACGGAUCCGUAGAGAAGGACCUUACUAUGCUUAAAUUCCAACGAGCUUCGGAUAGCAAAAAUAUUGGCGUGCUUACUUGGUUCCCUACGCAUGGGACUUCAGUGCUUGGAAACAACACUUUGAUAUCAGGUGAUAACAAAGGAGUGGCGGCAUAUUUGUUUGAGAAGAGCGUUGCGGGUGAUGAAACUGCAGCAGAGGGUUUUGUUGCUGGUUUCUCACAAGCAAAUGUUGGUGAUACCAGUCCCAAUGUUCUUGGAGCGUGGUGUGAAGACGGUUCAGGACAAAUGUGCAGUUUCGAGACUAGCACUUGCAGCGAUGGUCGAUCUCAGCAUUGCCAUGCUCGAGGUCCCCUUUUUACGGUUGAGGAUGAAGGAACAUCUUCAUGCUUUGAGAUUGGCAAACGCCAAUACGAACCUGCAAAAAAGCUCUACGAUCAACUCAACCAGGAACCGAAUCCAGUACAAGGGGGCUGGGUAAAGUCCUUCCACACAUUUCACAACAUGUCGAAUCAUCAGUUCCAAUUACCCAACGGGACGGAAGUCAGGACAUGCCCUGCGGCACUGGGUUACUCAUUUGCGGCCGGUACCUCUGAUGGACCUGGUGCUUUCGACUUCACCCAGCAUAACAGCAAUGCAUCAAAUACCUCUCCAAUGUGGCGUGUGGUAGGCGGUAUGCUGAAGAAUCCAACGAAGGAUCAAAUCGCAUGUCACGCCCCAAAGCCCAUCUUACUCGAUGUUGGUGAGGUGUCUAGCCCAUAUCAAUGGACUCCAAAUGUUGUUGACGUACAAGUCUUCCGCGUUGGUCAAUUGGUUAUCAUUGUCAGUCCAGGUGAAGCAACAACCAUGGCUGGACGACGCUGGAAAAACGCAGUUGGUAACGAAGCGACAGCGCUAUUUGCGGAUGAGGGUCGAUCGGCUUCCCCAAUCGUUGUUCUCGGUGGUCCUGCAAAUAGCUAUACACAUUAUAUCACUACGGAAGAAGAAUACGGGAUUCAACGAUACGAAGGUGCGAGCACACUAUACGGGCCGCACACCUUGGCGGCCUACAUCAACGUCACUCUGUCCUGGAUACCGUCCUUGAGUUCGUCGGCUAACAGCCGGCCACCUAGAGGACCAGAACCACCAGAUAACAGUAACCGUAGUCUUAGCUUCAUCCCUCAUGUCAUUCAUGAUUCUCCGCCUCUCUUUAGAAGUUUCGGCAAUGUUAAGCAAGAUGUAGAAGAGAAAUACCAAAAGGGCGUACGAGUAACUACGAAAUUCGUCGGUGCCAACCCAAGGAAUAAUCUCCGCCUCGAGCGGAAUUAUGCCGUCGUCGAGAAGCUCAUCGACGGAGUAUGGAAAGUGGUCCGUGAAGACAGCGACUGGCACCUGGUGUUCCGGUGGCGCCGCACCAGCGAACUAUUAGGUACCAGCGAGGUUGAAAUAACCUGGGAGACGGCGGACCCGUGGGCGGAGCCGGGACGCUAUCGGAUCCGGUAUUUUGGCGACGCCAAGAGCUUGGCGGGGCAGAUCACGGAGUUCGAGGGUGUAAGUAGUGAGUUUGAACUCGUUGAUGAUCAAUGA